Messenger RNA from Pelmatolapia mariae (spotted tilapia), 3176 nucleotides. It is a transcript of the gene ccdc39, whose product is annotated as coiled-coil domain 39 molecular ruler complex subunit. The record is from RefSeq and is a predicted model, not a curated record. Gene Ontology annotation, biological process: epithelial cilium movement involved in determination of left/right asymmetry; inner dynein arm assembly; cilium-dependent cell motility. NCBI's taxonomy places the organism in Eukaryota, Metazoa, Chordata, Actinopteri, Cichliformes, Cichlidae. The transcript has 20 exons. Bases 91 to 2946 code for a protein of 951 amino acids. Gene Ontology annotation, cellular component: axoneme.
CGGAACAGCUAAAAGCUGGAGUUGACACUAUCUUAGUGGAAAUAAGUAUUACUUUAACCCCCCCAGAGAGGCUGUCUUAAUCAGAAUAAGAUGUCUAGAACUAACACAGCUCUGCCUGACACAGGCUGGGAUGAGCACUUUGCUAUCCCCGAGCCCAACGCUGAAAACAAAGCUCUGCUGGAGGAGAUUCACAGAAAAGAGAUGGAGCUGCUGGAGCUGGAGCACAUGCUUGAGAGAAAUAAAGAUCACAAGAAGAUAAUGACUGAAUACUUAAAGAAUGCCAAACAAGAGCUGGAUAACACUGAGGCUCUGUGCAAGGCAAAGGAAAGAGAGGAAGAGUUUGAGAAACACUUGACAGCUCUCUCAGAUAGAGAGACAGGUCGCCAGGCUCAGGAGGCUGCUGAGAUGGAGAAAGAGCUUAAGUCUUUAGCAGAGAGGAAAGACAUGAUAGAGAACCACAUCUUCAAGGGCAAACAGAAGCUGGAUGAGUUUAUGGAGCAGAUGAACUGGGACAAGCAGACCAUGGAUGCCUUUUUAGAGGAGUCGGCGCGUAAAGAUGAGGACACAAUGGCCAUCAUCAAGUAUGCUCAGCAGGACGAGCAGAAGAUCAAGUCACUCACUCUGGCUAUAGAGAAGAAGACACUGGAAGCCAAAGAAAAGCAAAAAGCACUGGUCAAAGAGUCGACUGAGACUUUAUCUGCUCAGAUCGCGUUGGAUAAGACUACAGAGAAUCUGCAGCAGGCACACCUGGAGGCCCAGCAACUCAUCCACCAGUGGGAAAACACUAUCAAGCAGAUGAUGCAACGGGAUGAAGACAUGCAGCAGUGUGCUCUGCAAGUUGCCCAGUUGAACCAGGCUAUUAGGGAAAGGAAUGCCAUGGUAACAGAGAGGAAGAACUUGCUAGAUACUCAGAGGAGCAACAACAAGGAGACUGAGAGGAAGAUAACCCUCGCCAACCGACAGGCAGCAAAACUGAGACAGGAUCUGAAAGAGCAGGAGAGUAACUGCAGCAGGCUGCAGGAUGAGCUGAAUACCUGCAAAAACACACUGGACAGAACAACCUCGGACAUGGAGUCCCUGACAUCCCAGAUAUCCAGAAUGAAGAAAGACAUCCAGGAUAAAAAUGACAAACUCAGGCAGGCUAGGGCAUACAACGCUGCACUGGACGAGAAGCUGAAGGUGGUGACUCAGACAGCCCUAAGUGAGGAGGAGAGAGCUGCACAGAUGGAUCAGUUUCUUAAGGAUGAGGAACAGGCCAUCAAGGACUUGGAUGUCCAGCUGCGUGACUGCAGGGAGGAGUUGUUGCAUCAUAAGGAGCGUUUGCAGGCUGUUAAGACAAAGGAGAAGGAUUUUAUCUCGCAGGUUUCAAAGAGUAAAUCCACCAUUAACAGCCUGGAGAGCCAGCUCAGAAAACUGGAACAGGACCUGAUUAGACACCAGAUGACCAUAAGUGACCAGAAUUGCAAGAUGAUCUUCCUAAAAACAAAACUGGCGAAGCUGAAAGGUGACGUUAACCAAGAAGAAAAGAAAAUGCUCGACAGGAAGCUCGCUGAGCUGACCGAAGAACUCGAAGAGAAAAAGAAGAAAGCCAAAAUGCUUACCGACACGCUCAAGGAGGCUGAGGAUGAUAUUCGCAGUUUGAGGAAAGAGAUUGAGAAGUCUGAAGCUCAGAAGAGAGAUCUGAGCAGUAAGGUGGAGGAGCUCCUGCUAGUCCGUAACACCAGUGAGAAGGAGCUGAAGACUCUCAGACUGAGGAAGCAGGAAAACAAAGUGGAGCACCAAAUGUUAAAGAUAGAGGUCAAACGUGUGAGGGAUCUUCUGUACAGCAAGGCUGACAACGUGCUGUCGCUGGAGAAGAGACUGCUGCAGCUACAAACAACCAUGAAGGAGAGGGAGGAUGAGAUUAAGGUCUACAAAGAAAUGCUCAGCCAGCAGCUCAAGAUCAGUGAGCAGGAGAGGCAGAAACUCAGUGCUGAACUCAGUGAGAAACUAUCCAAGAUUGACACGAUGAAGAAAUGUUUCGAGAUUGUGAGCCUUUCCCUGGCACCUCCUGAGGGAGAAGAGGCGAAAUCGCAGGCUUACUACAUCACAAAAGCUGCACAAGAGAAAGAGGAGCUUAGGAGGAAAGGCGAUGAGCUGGAUGCUACAAUCCACAAAGUGGAGCUGGAAAACAAAGCUCUGGAGAACACCAUCCACCUGUUCAACAACAGUAACUCUGCAUUUCGCCAGUCUCUGAACAAAGUGAAUGAAUCCAGUCCAAUGUACCAGGAAAAAGUGAAACUGGAAGGGCAGCUGAAUGUGGGUGAAGAGACGCUGAACUAUAAGAAAAGGCAGAUCCAAGAGCUUCAACAGGAUAUACAGGACCUGAACAAUGUGUUGGAAAGUCUGCCACAAGAAGAGCGAAUGGAGAGAGAUAAGAUAGAGAACAAACAUGCCCUCGUCGGCAAAAUGAACGAAGAAGUUACUUCCCAGCAGGAGAAAAUUGACAGAGCCUCAAAGCAGUUCUCUAAGCUGACCAAAGAAGUCCGCUCAGCAAAGGGCACCAAAGGCGAGACUUUCGAAGAGAAAGACAUUAAGCUGAGGGAGUUGAAGGAAUUCAUCAAGAAUGUGGACAGGAUGCUGAAUGAGGCCUGGGAGGGCAAUCCUGACCUCAGAUCAGUGAUGGAGAAGUAUUUCCUGCAGGCCAGUCUGUCUCUUCCCUCUCCUUCUCCCACUCCUGCCAGCCAGCGGAGCUCCAAGACAAGUUCCCCCCGCUGCUCCACCUCUCUCAGGUCUCUGGCAUCCUCAGCCAGCGCCAGUCCCCGGACCGCUGCGCCUCACUCCCCGACACUGAAGACGGUGGAACUGAGCCUGGAUCUGACUGCGACCUCCCCUCCUCUCACCACCUCCAGAUGUUCCAGCUCUGCGAGCAGCUCAAGCAGCAGCAGAAAGUCAAAGAAGCUUUAGUGUUUUUCUCCUCUGAUUGCUGCUUUACCAUUCAGAACUACUCAGUUUUGUAGUUAAAGCUGCAGAGAAUGACCAGUGCAUUGAUGUGUUUAUGUUUUCAGUUUGUAGGUUCAGGAUCAUUUGUUUUUUGUGUCUUUUUUUGGUGUGUCGCACUCAUUUCAGAGUAAAUCUUGAAUCUGUUAGAUUUUCAGACUCUGUGAAUCUAGUGUAAUCUGAUUUUUUUCUUUGGA